Eurytemora carolleeae is the source of this 2558-nucleotide messenger RNA. RefSeq names its product PCNA-interacting partner. Bases 26 to 1918 code for a protein of 630 amino acids. The record is from RefSeq and is a predicted model, not a curated record. Gene Ontology annotation, biological process: negative regulation of double-strand break repair via homologous recombination. The transcript is spliced from 12 exons. NCBI's taxonomy places the organism in Eukaryota, Metazoa, Arthropoda, Copepoda, Calanoida, Temoridae. Gene Ontology annotation, cellular component: chromatin.
UUAAUGUAUUUCAGAUGAAUUAGAUAUGGAUAUUUACUACUGUCCAAACCCUAGCCAGGAGCUGGUUCAAACAAUUAAAGGCGGCUGGGAGGGGGUUGAUAAAACCAGUUUGAAAAUAGUCGGAGAUGGAUAUUAUUUGAGCUGCUUAGAUUUGCUGCUCCACACGUGCAGAGCAGCAGGAUUAUUCAAGCGGAAGCUGCUGCUCCCUGCCUCCGACCAGGAUGUAGUGUUACGUAUGCUGCUACAGGCUGCCAACAAGGAGCUGACUGGGGACAGCACCCAUCCUAGGAGUGAGUUGCUAGAGCUGCAGAGCAGAAUUACAAGGCUGCGGUCGGAUGGAAAAUGGCCGGAGAAAGGGAAGGAUGCUACUGUAGAACUUGCUGCAGGCAACUACCAGGAGUUCUUGAAAAAGUGCAAUUUAAUCGAUGUUUGGACGGUUUAUGAAGAAUCUAGAAAACUUCUCAGUUCUGGUGAACCCUCCAGGAUAAGUCUAGUCUAUGUGCAAUCUAUCCCGGAGUCGGAGAAACCGGUUCUAAGUCUACUGAACCUAGGAACACUAAGAACAAUUAGUCUGGUGGAUAAAUCUCUCGAAAUAUCAGAACCUUUUGAUAUAGAAACAUAUGAUCCAGAACUUCUAUCCCGUGAAGUGGGUUCAUCUCAACUCUAUCCUUCAGAUACAGAGUUGAGCAGGGAUCAGUUGAAUUCUUUACUAGCGUGUCCAGGUGUACAGAGCUGGAUUGGUAUUUUAAGAUUAAUUGUAAACACAAGGGAUGAGAUAUCUUUAGCAAGGGUUCUUACGCAGACAGGGUUACUUACCUCCGGCCAAUGCCAAAUAGUGAGACAGGAGACCGAGAAAUCCAACCUAGUCAUGUACCAGUACAUAGUUUCUUAUAUUACACAAGCAUCAUUAGGGGGGAAGAGUUAUGCACCUGGAGGAGAGCAUCCUUUCUCUGAGUUUGAGCUGCAGUUGUCAGAACUAGUUAAACUUAUGGAGAAAGUACAAUCUAAACUAGAGGAAACCACUGAUCCAUCCUCAGCUAUUGAGAAGGUUACGCAAUGCGUAAAAUCCUGGUUGGUCAAGACCGGAGUAAAACUCGAGGCGGAUAUAUGUGAAGUUUGUGAGUCGGUUGAUAGGUGUAUUCAAGGUCGUCGUGAGAGUAUAGAAAGUACACCUGCUAGAGGAGUGAUGGGUAAACCAGCCUUGAAGUUGGUUACAGGAUUGGUUGAUAUGUUCUCCUGUGUAUCUGAGAAAGAUGAAAUACCAGUCCUGACGAAAACUCCGUCCCGGAGUAAGAAACUUGUCAACUUCUUCCGAACCCCUCAGAUGGUGAAGCCAGGUGUAUCUGAGCCUGGAGUAGAGCAGGACGGAGAUGAGUUUGAUGCUUUUGUAAACCAGGUUUCUAUAGCGGAGAAGUUAAACGUCAAGGGAGGAACUCCAACCCUCCCGGUUCAACCGGAGUUCCCCAGGUUUAAAUCUAGUUUGGGUUGGGCGGGUGACAGUUCUCCAGUCCCUGCUAGUAUAGAGAGGGUUGGAGUGAGGGUUGGCGGAUCUACUCUUGUAAGUUCUGCCUGCUCCCCCUCUACUCCUGUAAAUACUAUAGAGAACGUGAGCAGGAUCCUCUCCGACCUGAAGGAGAAGCAGGAGAAGGAGCUUAAGGAGAAUAUUGAACAGGGGAAGAAGGAAUUGGCGAAAACAAAAACUAAGUCUAGGAAACGAAUCCUUGCUCGCGAAGCCGAAGAAAUUGUUCAAGAAAAGUUCGGAAUUCAGCAGGAAGAUAAGGAAGAUAAGGACGAAAGGAAAGAAAAGAAAGCAAAGUUAGAAAAUAUCGAAAAGAAAAAGAAGAAAACGGAGAAAAAGAAAAUUUCUACGCCCAAGGGUCAAAGGAAGAUGACUUCAUUCUUCACAAAUAAAUCAUAAAUAAUUAAUGUAAUUCUUAAUUAUUAUAAUAAUUUGAUUUUUUUAUAAAUGUUUUUUUAUAAAUGUUAAUGUUCUGUAUGCCGCAAUUUAAAAACAUAUGUUAUUACAAUAAACAAGGGAGUAAAUCUUCUUUUUUAAUCAAUUAUUGCAUCGAUUUAGCUUUCAUAAAUUAUCAUUGUAUCGAUUUAGCUUUCAUAAAUUGUCAUUGUAUCGAUUUAGCUUUCAUAAAUUGUCAUUGUAUCGAUAAGGUUUUCAUAAAUUAACAGUUUACACAGAUGAAAACGCAAAUUUCUGAUAUGCUUAAUAUUCAAUGCUUAACACAUUCCAACUCAAAAACGUAAUUUCUUUUGGAAUGUCCUAAUAUCGAAGUACAGUUUGUCCCCCCCAAAAAAAUAUGGAUUUAAUUUGAGAUGGAGUGUCUUAGUAAUCUUAAUACCUGCUUGUAAUGUAUGUAUUUACAAUAUGCAAUAUACAUUUGAAUGAGAAAGAUUAAGAGCUCGUAAUAAAUAGGCUUUUAGGGUGCUUUUUUUUCUCUCCAAGUAACAAGGUUUAGCUUCUAACUGCCAUUUUUUAUAGUUCUCAUAUUGUUUAGCCGUUGUGACGUUUACUAGAUACAAAUAAACAAACUAGUAAGCUCUUC